Aspergillus piperis CBS 112811 is the source of this 1626-nucleotide messenger RNA. Its product is annotated as gamma-glutamyltransferase family protein. The record is from RefSeq and is a predicted model, not a curated record. The transcript is spliced from 2 exons. Lineage: Eukaryota; Fungi; Ascomycota; Eurotiomycetes; Eurotiales; Aspergillaceae. Bases 1 to 1533 code for a protein of 510 amino acids.
AUGUUCUGUCUCUUCUACGAAAGCAAGACCGGUAAAGUACGCGGACUGAACGGGUCUGGCCGUAGUCCCAUGAAUCUCACGCUUGAUAUUGCGCGGAGAAAUCUGGAGAUUUCACCUGGCCAAAGUGGUAAUAUUCCGCUUAACAGCGUAUUGGCUGUCACGACACCGGGGGCAGCGGCUGGAUGGGUAGACACUUUGGGAUGGUUUGGUAGCGGGAAGCUUUCACUGGCGGAGGUGUUAGAGCCUGCCGUCUCUCUUGCCGAGGACGGAUUUCCAGUUUCUGAGAUCUCUGCGAGAUUGUGGCAGGAGAACGAGCAGUCACUGCGAGAGGCGUCAUCCAAUUUCCGCGAACUUCUCAAACCCGACACCAGAGCGAAGGACGGAGUUCGCGCCCCCUUGGCCGGAGAAAUUAUGACAAACCCAAGCCUUGCACGGACAUUCCGUACACUUGCUACGCAGGGAAAGGAUGGCUUCUACCGAGGCGCAGUCGCGGAUGCUAUUGUCAAGGCAGUGGAAGCUCGUGGUGGGUUCCUCUCCCACGCAGACUUGGUCUAUCAUGUCCAUAUGGGUACCGCAGAGACCGACCCGGUUCGCGUUCAGUUUAAUGGAAAUGUCGAUGUCUGGGAGCACCCACCGAACGGCCAAGGUCUCGUUGCUCUCAUGGCCCUGAAAUUGUUGGAGGAGUUAGAACGCACCGAGCAAUUAGCUUCCUUCGCGAGCCUCCGCCACAACUCCGCAGACUACAUCCAUGCACUUAUAGAAAUCUUCCGCAUCGCCUUUGCCGAUGGGACGUGGUGGAUAGGGGAUCCGACCUUCUCUAAAACACCUGAACUCUUGUCCGAAGCCUAUAUAGCGGAACGAGCCCGGCAUUUCAGUCCGACCCAGGCUUCAGAUACCAUGACGCACGGCAGUCCCGCCUUCAACUCGUGCGAUACAGUGUACUUCGCCGUCGUAGACAAAGAUGGCAACGCCGCAUCCGUGGUAAACAGCAACUAUCACGGUUUUGGAACCGGCAUUAUCCCGCGUGGUUGCGGGUUCACGCUUCAGAGCCGUGGCGCCAAUUUUACCUUAGUGCCGGGACACCCUAACGUACUUGCUCCUGGCAAGAGGCCGUAUCACACGAUUAUACCGGCCAUAGCUACGAACCCAGACGAUGGAUCGUUACAUACGGUGUUCGGGAUUAUGGGUGGAUUCAUGCAACCCCAGGGACAUGUGCAAUUAUUGAUCAAUAUGCUCGUUUUCGGGAUGGAUGCCCAGAAGGCACUCGAUGCCCCAAGGGUCUGUAUUGGGCCUAUGGGCCAUUUUGGGUCGGCGAGCGUGUAUGACAGAACGGUUUACAUAGAAGAGGGGGUAGAUAUGUUGGUUGUGGAAGAGCUUAGAAGGCGAGGCCAUGUUGUUCGCAUGAUGCACGGGUGGGAUAGAGAGGUUUUUGGUCGAGGACAGGUCAUACGGGCUGUUCAUGGUGACGGUGGGCAGACGGUUCUUGAAGGUGGAAGUGACUUCAGGGCUGAUGGCAUGGCCCUGCCGGCGUAGACCUUUCUGUCAGAGCCUAGUACAACACAUUGUUGUAUGAUAGGUGCUCGCUUGUAGUCUCAGAUGACGCUAUGCAUAGAACCCGUGUUCGUU